Molecule: messenger RNA, 4192 nt
Organism: Callorhinus ursinus (northern fur seal)
Lineage: Eukaryota; Metazoa; Chordata; Mammalia; Carnivora; Otariidae
Gene: NEK7
Product: NIMA related kinase 7
Biological process (GO): peptidyl-serine phosphorylation
Cellular component (GO): nucleus
Molecular function (GO): ATP binding; protein serine/threonine kinase activity
Source: RefSeq, a predicted model, not a curated record
GAUGUUUACACUCCUGACAGCGGCGGCCGCGGUAGGAGGAGCGGGAGUCGCGGGAGGAUGGGCCGCUGUUAGGCUCGCACUCGGGACGCGCCUCGCCGUGCGCAGGGUGGGGGCCCGCGCCUGCAGCGUCCGCGGGGGCUGUGCGGCGGGAGGUGGCGAUCGGCUCUCGGCCUCGCAGCCACAGCCCCCGGCCCAGCGGGCCUUUCCGCGGCGCCGCCUGGCCGAGCCGCCCGCCCGCCCCGGGUCCCUCGCGGGCAGGAGAACGGAAAACUCCCAACUUCCUGGUACCACAGGAUUCUGGAUUCAGCCAACUGAAUAAAGCCCCAGAGAGUACUGAUAGGUCUUAUUUCAGAGUUCUAAAGUUCCUGUUGCUUCAGACAAUGGAUGAGCAAUCACAAGGAAUGCAAGGGCCACCUGUUCCCCAGUUCCAACCACAGAAGGCUUUACGACCGGAUAUGGGCUAUAAUACAUUAGCCAACUUUCGAAUAGAAAAGAAAAUUGGUCGCGGGCAAUUUAGUGAAGUUUAUAGAGCAGCCUGUCUCUUGGAUGGAGUACCAGUAGCUUUAAAAAAAGUGCAGAUAUUUGAUUUAAUGGAUGCCAAAGCACGUGCUGAUUGUAUCAAAGAAAUAGAUCUCCUUAAGCAACUCAAUCAUCCAAAUGUAAUUAAAUAUUAUGCAUCAUUCAUUGAAGAUAAUGAACUUAACAUAGUUUUGGAAUUAGCUGAUGCUGGUGAUCUGUCCAGAAUGAUAAAGCAUUUUAAGAAACAAAAGAGGCUAAUUCCUGAAAGGACUGUUUGGAAGUACUUUGUUCAACUCUGCAGUGCGUUGGAACACAUGCAUUCUCGACGAGUCAUGCAUAGAGAUAUAAAACCAGCUAAUGUGUUCAUUACAGCCACUGGAGUGGUCAAACUUGGGGAUCUUGGGCUUGGUCGGUUUUUCAGCUCCAAAACCACAGCUGCACAUUCUUUAGUGGGUACACCUUAUUACAUGUCUCCAGAGAGAAUACAUGAAAAUGGAUACAACUUCAAAUCUGACAUCUGGUCUCUUGGUUGUCUACUAUAUGAGAUGGCUGCGUUACAGAGUCCUUUCUAUGGUGACAAAAUGAAUUUGUACUCGCUGUGUAAGAAGAUAGAACAGUGUGACUACCCACCUCUUCCUUCAGAUCACUAUUCAGAGGAACUACGACAGUUAGUGAAUAUGUGCAUCAACCCAGAUCCAGAGAAGCGACCAGACAUCACCUAUGUUUAUGACGUAGCCAAGAGGAUGCACGCGUGCACCGCAAGCAGCUAAAUAUGUGGAGGAUCAUGAAGAACAUAACCAAAAUAAUUUAAAGUAUUUUUGUGCAAAUCAUACCUCCCCGUUUUUGUCUGGGUGUUAAGAUGAAUCUUUCAGAGCUAAUGUGCUUUGAAUCCUUAACCAGUUUUCAUAUAAGCUUCAUUUUGUACCAGUUUAAGUCGCCUUCUUGCAAACCCCAAAUGACUUUGGAUAGUCAGAUUGCAUGUUAGGAGAGUAAAUGAAACUUAAUGGUUUUUAAUGGCUAAAGGUUUUUAGAAUUAUUUAGUUUUUGUUUUUUGUUUUUUUGGGUUUUUUUGCUGAUAAAUUGUGUUCAGAUAGACUCUCAGUGCCAAAUAUUGAAGGUGUAGCUUGGCACUCAUCAAGAUAGACUUGUCACCUGAGGAAAAGUAUCUGAACAUGUGACUUGUUUGCUUUUUCGUCAUUUAUGGACAUUUGAGAUUAACACAAUUGUGAACUUUUGUGAUUAUUUUAUUUUUAAAAGUUUGAAGUAUGUGUUUUAGUUCUUAGCAUUGUAGCUUUCAAAUAUAAUUCUUAAGGUAAAUGUAGACAUAAACUAUUUGAGAAACACUUAAAAUUCUUAGCUUAUACAUUCAAAAUGCAACUCUUAAAUGUGAAAAAAUUGGGGGACAAAAUGUGAGUCAGACACUGAAGAGUUCUUUGCUUUAUUUUGUUUUGUUUUAAUAUCUCUGAUAGUCUCUUUGCAUUACAAUGGUAUAAAUGAAUCCAUUUAAAAAGUGGUUAAGGAUUUGUUUGGCUGGUGUGAUAGUAAUUUUGAAAGUUGCACAUUGCCCGAGGCUUUUUUUUGUGUGUUUUUAUUAUUGUUUGUACUUUUGAAAAAUCUUUGAAUAAUCUUGCAGUACUAUAUUUCAAGUUGUUUAUAAAUUUAAAUUCUCUCUUCAUAAUUGUACACUAUCGUGUAAGCAUGUUUUUAUUCAUAGAUUUUAUUGAAGUUCCAAUUGGUCCCCUUCAGAAAUUUUUUUGUAUUCUUCAAGUUACUUUCUUAUUUAUAUUGUAUGUGCAUUUUAUCCAUUAUGUUUCAGAGUUUCUGAGAACAUAGUACCCUUUAAAAAUAUUUAGUAUACCAAUACUUUUCCUGGAUUAAAAACAUUUUUUUUUAACUUUUUAAAACUUGGGCCACCCUGUAUGUGUGUAUUUUGUCUUGUUAGAGAGGAAGAAAGGAUGUGUGUUGCACUGUACCUGUGAAUGUUGACACAGUUUCAAUGCAUUUGACAGGUUGUAAUUUUAGAAUAUGUUUAAAGCAAUGAAAACUGGCCAUUACCACAGCCAGAAUUUUUAUAAGAUUAACAUUUCUGUUGAGAAGCUUUUAAGCAAAGUACUGUAUUCAUGCAUGAAGAUGACAGAGAUGGUAACGCUUCAUUUAGUUUAAGGAAAUAGGCCGAGUUUAGUAAAUGCUGUCGUGGAGAUGUUUUCCCUGAAUGCCUUCAUGUUAGUGGUGACCACUUCUUCACAGAAUUGUGAAAGCCAAAAGGCCGAGUGGCAGUCACCGUUCAAGGAAGCCACGCCACCCUAUAAAACCGUGGGAUGGAUAAUCCUGCCAACGUGAAAACCUCAUGUUUGGAGAAUACUUACCUUUAGCUGAUGUAACUGCUGGUUUUGUCUUCUCAUAUAAGUAUUUUUCUUACACUCAUUUGAGUACUUUCAAGUCAUUUGUAAAACUUUAUAAGGGAAAAAGCAUAAACUUUUUUUUCUUCCAGAAUGUAAUCAGUUAUGGUGUCUGAAGGGUAAUUUUAUCUUGGGAUAGACAGAGGGCACCUGGGUGGUCCUUUAAAUGAGGGCCAGAUACAUUGUUUUUACCAGAUUCCAGUUACUUACAACUUUUACACUGAGCAUCCAUAGAUUUGUCUCCAGAAGUAUGAACAAGUAGAAUUGUUCUUGUUGACCAUUAGUAUCAUGUUCAUCUUAUUAUAAUAUAAUUGAGAGGAAAUUGUUCUGUAGUUGGAACAGAUAAUCUCCCUUUUUCUUGCAAUCUUUAAAAAUACAUGAAUCUAAAAUUCAUUUGCUUAACCCCUCACAGUGACUAUUAAGCAAAGAUUUAAGCUUUUCUUUUCAGUGAAUCUCUCUGCUAGAAGGAAAUAGCUGAGAAGAAUUUAGUGAUCAGGGAAAUCCGUUAUUAUUUUAUACAUGUGGAAACUUCUUGUUUUGGGUAUUGUAUCUUUUUCCUGUCUAAGUGUUCAUAUUUUUUCCUGAGGAAACCACUGUGUAAACAACAAGUUUUAAUUUUGAAUGAGAUCAUUUCAAAGAAUUAUGAAGAUGAUUAGAAGUUUUAAUUUUUUGUAAUCACCUAUGAAAUAUUCUCUCUCUAUUUCUGUUUAUAAGUAAAUUUUGUACUGAUUAAGUAAAACAUUUGAAUUGAAUUGGGAAACAGUAAAAUGAAAGGUACAUGGGAUUCUAAACCUUAUUUAGACAUUGGUACCAGUUCCCCAGAAGAAAAUGUGGGGUAACUUUGUUUUGUAUGCUGAGGUUUAGGAAUGGUGGAUGAAGGGUAUUCCUAUAUAAAGUGCUCAACAAUGUGCAAUGAUUGUAAAUUUAGUAAGAUAUUACAGCCAUUUCAUGAAUGCUUUACCAUUUUACAUAAUACCUAUUACAAAACACCUUUCUUGUAUCAAUAUACUUCAGGUGUUGCUGUUAACAUUUACAUGAUAUUUAUUUUAACCAAAAUGUUAUUCAUAUUAAAUGUUUUUUCUUUAAAAUGAAUGUAUUAUGUUAUAACCCACAAAUGCGUAAUUAUCCUAUGCCUCAUAUUUCAAUAGUACUGUAAUAUGGACUUCUUUUGUGAAAUACUUUUAUUUUGUUAUGCUUCAGAUACACAUACUAAGAAGAUUCUGUUGUUAGCUUUGAAAAUUGUAUAAUACCCUAAUAUAAAUAAAAAUAUAAAA